Messenger RNA from Mesocricetus auratus (golden hamster), 5335 nucleotides. It is a transcript of the gene Slc39a9, whose product is annotated as solute carrier family 39 member 9. Bases 693 to 1625 code for a protein of 310 amino acids. Gene Ontology annotation, biological process: transmembrane transport; zinc ion transport. The record is from RefSeq and is a predicted model, not a curated record. The transcript has 7 exons. Lineage: Eukaryota; Metazoa; Chordata; Mammalia; Rodentia; Cricetidae. Gene Ontology annotation, cellular component: membrane. Gene Ontology annotation, molecular function: metal ion transmembrane transporter activity.
GGCGGUGAGACAAUCCGGAAGUGGGAGUAAUGAAGAGGUGCCACUUGGCGGCCAUGGCAGCUGUAGUACUGGCGACUCAGGGUCAGGGCCUGGCUGAGGGAAGUACCAUGGGCAGCACCCGGUGUAGGGCAGAGACAGCAUUAUAUCGACUUUGCUGUUGAAUCCUCGGGGCUCACUGUGAGAGACUUGCGGGACAGCUUGCCCGACUCUAGACUUGAAGGGAGUUUGCUGGGACUGGUGGGCUGGUCCCUUCCCUGGGGGCGGAUCACCUGCGGGGCCACCCCAGAGAACCAGGUGCCGCCGAGGAGAGAACACUUGGGUUUACCUUUCUCUUGCUGGUACCAGACGCACGUCUAGGGGAGUGGGUCAUUGUGCCACCCUCAUUCCGAAGAUUGAAGAGAUCUCUUUCGCACAGUUCCACCGUCUGUUACCUGCCGGAAUCGCAGUGACUGCCAGCAAAGCACCUAAGAUUGCACAAAGUUUUCUCUGGUGCUAGCAUCAGCAGAAAGGAACUUGCCUCAGUACGAAAGGGAGCAACGUGCUUCGUGAACACGCCGGCUGGUGACAAGGUUGGAAGCAGUGGGAAACUUCCUUGAUCUCUUGGAAAGCCGCACGUUUAAAGAGCCUAAGCGCGUUUUCAAACCGCUGGAAUUCUGAAGCCUGGUGGUAGAGGGUGACUGCAGGAGGGCAGAAUGGAUGAUUUUCUCUCCAUUAGUCUGCUGUCUUUGGCAAUGUUGGUGGGAUGCUACGUGGCUGGAAUCAUUCCUUUGGCUGUGAAUUUCUCAGAGGAACGGCUGAAGCUGGUGACUGUGUUGGGUGCUGGUCUCCUCUGUGGAACUGCACUGGCAGUUAUUGUACCUGAAGGGGUGCAUGCGCUCUAUGAAGAGGUUCUGGAGGGAAAACACCACCAAGCCAGUGAAACCAAGCAGAAUGUGAUUGCAUCAGACAAAGCAGCAGAAAUACCAGUUGUCCAUGAACACGAGCACAGCCACAGCCACAACCACACACAGCUGCAUGCCUACAUAGGCGUGUCCCUUGUACUGGGCUUCGUUUUCAUGUUGUUAGUGGACCAGAUUGGCAAUUCCCAUGUGCAUUCCACUGAUGAUCCAGAAACAGCAAGGCCUAGCAGUUCCAAAAUCACUACCACACUGGGGCUGGUCGUCCACGCUGCAGCGGAUGGUGUAGCUUUGGGAGCAGCAGCUUCUACUUCACAGACUAGUGUCCAGCUAAUUGUGUUUGUGGCGAUAAUGCUACACAAGGCUCCAGCAGCAUUUGGGCUGGUUUCCUUCCUGAUGCAUGCUGGUCUAGAGCGGAAUCGAAUUAGAAAGCACUUGCUGGUAUUUGCAUUGGCAGCACCAGCCAUGUCCAUGCUGACAUACUUAGGACUAAGUAAGAGCAGUAAAGAAGCCCUUUCAGAGGUCAAUGCCACUGGAGUGGCCAUGCUUUUCUCUGCCGGGACAUUUCUUUAUGUUGCCACCGUCCAUGUCCUCCCCGAGGUGGGCGGCAUGGGGCACAGCCACAAACCUGACACCACUGGAGGGAGAGGCCUCAGCCGCCUUGAAGUGGCAGCCCUGGUUUUGGGCUGCCUCAUCCCACUUGUCCUGUCAAUAGGACACCAGCAUUAAUGGUUCGGACUCCAGCCUCAGUCCACGGCCAUUGCCAUCCGGGAAGAAGAGCUAGCGUGUGACGCUCCUCACUUCCUCGGUGUCUUGUCUCACCUUGCCCAUCUCCACCUGUGUUCCCAGAGUGCGAGGGAGAUGAGAGUCGGUCGUGGAGAAGUGGAGCAGCGUGCAGCAGGACGCUGUAAUCAGACAGACUUUGUGUUGUCUUUAAAGGGACUUUGACAUCUGAGCUUUGAUGUUUCUCUUAACCCUAUUCUCAGGGAAGAUGGAAUUUAGUUUUAAAGACAAGUGAGAACUUCAUACAAUGAAAUAGUAAUUAUGAAAAUACAGUGUUCUCUAAUUAAGCUAAAGUUUUUCCCCCUUAGUUUAGAGGCUCUACCGCUUUACCCAUUGGUUUUGAACAUGGUUCUUACCAUGUAAGACUGGUGCUUUAGCGUCUGCCUCUUAGAUGCUAACGGUGAUGGCAACUGAUUUGAGGUUAGAGUAAGGAUAACAAGGUAACAAGGACAGGAGACACAAGCUGACCUGUCCCCGAAAGAGACAUCCAUCGAGAGGAGGUGUCUAGAGUCUUCAACAACUCCUUUGCACGUGAACUCCUUUGCACGUGCCUCCCCAAAUACAGCCUGCCCUUCUUCCCAGCAGAGCAGUGGGGGAGGGGCUGGCCUUUGAAGAGGGGUCUGGUGUCUUACAGCAUUUUCUGAAGUACCCUUUGCUGCACAUCCUUCCAGAGGAGCCAGAUGUGUGUUGUUCAGGCACUGUUUCCUUCAACAACAGUAUGAUCACAGUGAAAUUUAGGGAUGUUAAAUUUUCCGGGAAUUUGGAUAGUAACAUCUUUGUAGUAACCUUUUAUAAAGAACACUAUUGCAAAGUAUGUUGUCCUUUUCUGCUGAGUCAGUGGUUUUCAAACUUCCUAAUGCUGUGACCCUUUAACACGGUUCCUCAUGGUGUGGUGACCCCCAAACAUAAAAUUAGUGCAUUGCUACUUCAUAACUGUCAUUUUGCUACUGCAGUGAACUGAAACCUGUCCCGCAGCCCCUGUGGGGGUCACGACCCACAGCUUGAGAACUGCUGGUCUAAGUGUUUCUCCUAGCGCCAUCCUCUUAGCAGCGGUCCUUUGGGAAGCCUUGUCCAGAGUGGAGAGUGUUUCUGUGGGCUCAUGGGCUCCUGUGCAGGCGGCAGCAGGAGUGUCAGAAGGGAGUGUCUGCUGCUGGCCUCAAGCUCCUUGCAAUCAUGUCUGCGUCCUCCUCUCCCUGGGCUGUGCUCUGCCCCUCCCUCCCCACGCCCCUUGUCCUGCUUUCUGUCCCAGCUGAUGUCAGUACUUGUGAGAGAUGCAUUUCCAUCAGGACAGCCACUUCUGAACCAUGGCCAUGAAGACAGCACUGUCCCUAGACUUCAUUUCCUUCAAUGAGUUACCGGUGUGUCAAAUGCAGCUUUAUCAAGCCCUUAAAAAAGUCACCUCCUCAUGUGUGAUUGUCACAUCGAUGGUACUCUGAUCAUUUAAGCAGUUGAGACAGCGAAAGUAUUCAACAAAUUUUUCCUGUUUGCCAAAAUCUGCCUAAAUCCUGUUUUGUCAGAUAAGUGUAUAGUACUGUAUUAAUUUAUAUUUUCUGUACCAUUUCAAAAACACUUUACAUAAAGAGAGAGCCAAGACUAAUUUCUUCAGAGCAGUGGGUACAGUCGUUUGUAUUUUUCUAUGACACCUAUGCCAGCAUGCCUUUGGUUUCCUUUAUUUCUCUCCUAAUUGUCACUGGGUCAGCAGCUGUGGAAUUAAACUUGCGAGCCCUCUGCUGGCUGCAGUGAGGAACGAACGUAGCAGAAUGGGUACGGUUUGUGCGGAGGCUGGUAGCCAUUGCAUCCCAGGUUAAAUUGAGAAGGCACGCAGUGGGGGACUCUGGGUGACCCCUGAAUAGGCGCAAACAGCUGUCUUGGCAAAGGUUCGGUCUCAUCGAGUCCUUCCAAAGUACAGCUGUGGUGAUACUUUCUAGAAACUUAGUGUCAAGUAAACAGCCAGUGUCUGUGUCUUGUUUGGUUCUGGUAGAAGUAACUUCUGUCAUCUUGCUACAUGCAGUGGUCAGGGAUUGUUGAGCUGACCAGAACCUUCUUCAGCAGCAGUGCCUUGCUGUCGCACUUAGAAGCUUGACUAGACUAUCUUGCUGAGUAGGGCCUUGGACUCUGGCAAGGACUGAACCAUCAAACUUCUAAAUUUGGGCUCCCGCCCCCCCCACUUCCCGCCCCGCCCCCAGACCUCAGUAGUAAUGAGCUUUCCAAAGCUGGGACCUUUCCGAGGCCCUGAGUUGCUGCCUGGGGCCUGCCCAUCCCUUCCCUGGUCAGCAGCCUCACAUAGCCAUAUGAAUCUCUAUAGGGCUCAAAUGCAUUUCAGGCAGCAGGAGCCAUGCAGCUGGGCAGAAGUCUGAGAGGUUGCUCACGUGGUGGGCAGUGCCCUCGGAGAGGCCGCCUUGAUGUUCACUUUCCAACAUGUUUCAAUUGUUUUCCUCCUUAAAACUCCCUUCGGAGGUUCGGAUGCCUUAAUGCAAUAACACAUUUGAACACAUUGAUGAUACUUCAGCUGAUUACCAGUGAAACUAUGGGCUACCAAAGAAGUAAUUGAUAAAAAGCAUGGGCCAUCCUUCCUCAUAGCCAAAGCAGUCUUAAUUGCAAUUGGAGCCCCUUUCUCUGGGAGACAUAGAUGUACAGACUCCAAGCGAGCUCUUAAAAGGUAAAUUUAGGUUGAAAAUACUGACCCACUCCCGUCCCUGGCUCCCCGGUGUUGUCAGUCUCCGUGGUGGUGCAGCAGUGUUCCUGUUUGAUUCUGCUCCCCUGUGUGGACUGCUGCCAGCUUGUGUCUUACAGGCAGACAUUAUGGCCUGGAAUGCCAGCAGUUGGGACAGUACCGCCAACCGAGGCAGUGUGCUCCCAUUUCACCUUAUUCCCCAGACUUCUCAGUUAAAGACAGCCAACAGCCUGCCCUGGGGUCUUGAAUCAUUAGAAAAAGAAAGGGAGGGCCAUUCGGAGGUAUCAUUUCUUAUAGAAAGGAGAAAAGAGAUUUAAGAAACAAAACCGUGCGUCACUGGCGGGUUCUCUUUCCAAGGGUCAGAGCUAGGAGGGGACAGCAGCAACAGAUUGUGUUGAGCCCUGAAACUCAUGGUAGCGAAGCUCUGAACAUGGGAACGGUAUGGCAACAGCACAAACCUCUAACAUACUCGCCUUUGGGCCAGAGCCCCCGACUGUUGCAGCACAGGAGGACACCCUCAGCAGCAGCAGCAGAUUUCUGCUCAGGGCAGAAUGGGCCUUGCCCCUGAAGAACACUGCUGGAGAUGCUAUACAACUGCAGCCUUUUUGUAUUUGAGACCUUGCAGUUCAGCUCUGGAGGCAGACCUGAAGGUGUGUGGCUGGGGGAAGGACUGGCAGACAUGUUGUAUGUCUUCUUUAGGCAUACUGGUCCAACACAGCUGCUAAACACAGAGACCGACUUCGUCGCUUUGUCUGGUGGUGUCUUCCUAUAAGCUGGGAGUCUGAUGGGGUGGUAACACCACAGUUCUCCUGGUUUGGUGGCCUGAAUGGUGAUUUCAAAUGUCCCUUUCUCUGGAUCCUUUGUACACAUAAACUCAUUCCAUGGAUGGCUGCCUUAUAAUUUUGUCUCCACUUUAAUUGUGAAUGGUUUAAAAAUUGCUGUUUUUUGAUUUGUUUUAUGAUAUUAAAUUUUUAUUAGUGCA